GGAAGUUCUGUCUAUCCAAAAAAAUGGCAACACAAACACAGAGUGUUGAUGACUUGUUGGUAUGUUUGAUGUCAAUGGGAUUCAGUCUUGAAGACGGCCAGGCAGCUGUGCAGAAUGGUUAUCUUUCAGUGGAGAGAGCAGUUGAAUGGAUACUGGCUGGAAAACCUGUUCAAUCGGUGCCUGACACGGGACCAAGACUUCAACUCAGACCGACAUUGGAGAACCAGUCCAACCCUUUUGCGAACCCAUUAGUCCCUGAGUCAACUGGUUCAGGGCCCCCAUCAAACAGUCCAAACAUGGCAGUAACAACAGAGCAGUCCUCCGUGACACAGUCGGAGGAAAGUCAGUCCGAAGCAGUCAUCAGUAGGCUGCACUUGAGUGAUAACCAGAAAAAGCUAAAAGAAGAUUUUGAAACCAAGCGAAGAAGAGAGGCAAAAGAUGAUGCUUUGAAAGAAAAGCAAAGGCGCAAAAGAGACCACGAGAGGGUACUGAAGGAGAUUGCCGAGGACAGAGAGAAGAAGAAGAUGACUAGUCACCUUAGUAAGACUGAGACGGCUGACAGAGACACCUGUAAGGUGAUGACCACACCCCCCUCCACAUCCCCCUCAAAGUCAACAGCAGACAGGUGUCAGCUACAGUUACGUCUGCCUGCUGGAGAUGUAGUGAAACAGACCCAUCCAGCUUCAGAGCCUUUUCAAACUAUCUGGGAGUUUGCCACCAAGAUUUGUUCCUCUGAUGAUAUUGUGUUGAUACAGCCUUUUCCUCAUAGAGAGUUCUCCUGUGCGGAUGUCAGUUCUUCCCUGCUAGACCUUCAGUUGACCCCCUCAGCUUCCCUCAUGGUUAAAAGGAAAGAUGUACAGAAGUCUACCACAGGAAAUGAAGCUCUCCCAAGUGAGAUUGCCACUGGUUCAACAUUCAAAUUGUUUGGUCAAGGUCCAACAUUAGUAGAUCAACGCAAUCCUGGGUUCCAGGCACCAUUUGUUGUGCCCAAUGUUGAAGCAACAUCAGUAGGUCAACACAAUCCUGGGUUCCAGGCACCAUUGGUUGUGCCCAAUGUUGAAGCUGAGGAAAGGGGAGAUGAGGAGGAGUUGAUGGUAGAGGACAAUGAGGAAGGUGGUCAAGAUGAAGAAGAAGAUGACUACCCUUUUCAUCAAGGAAUGCCCCCAGGGUUCCCUGCAGCUUUAGGGGGAUUAGGUGGUUUACAGCUUGGCAUGGGUAUGGGUGCAGGUGGAGGAAAUCAAGUGGCUUUUGAAGGAGUUGGGCAGCGGUUAGUUCCCUUGGGACACCCAGGGGACGAGGAUGUACAUCACAAUGUUCCAGCAGCUCAAUUAGCAGCUGAAAAGGCCAGGGAAAGAUUUGCAAAUCCAGAACCUGUUGAUCCAAACAGACAAUUAGCACCAGUGCCUUCAACUUUGACCUAUGAUGUCAAUCAUUUAACGCUGUUGUGUAUGAACCAUAUUGCUCAGCGCUUGACCCAACACGAUCCACGACAUCCUCUUUUAUCACUCUCAGGAAUUUCUCAAGAGGUGGCACAGAAAAUUCUUACUUAUCUGCUGAGAGAGAAAUUGCUUAAACCCAGAGCUCUGAAUGCUUUUAUUCCUUGCUUCCUGAGAGAGAUGAUUUUAGACUGUUAUCCAUACACAACCAACGAACUUCUUCAUGCUGUACGAUAUCACUGCCAAUUACAGACUCUUAGUUUAAAAUCUUGCUCAUUGAUAACAGAUGCAGGACUGUUAGAACUAAACAGUUUAAAGAAACUGAAGCAUCUGAAUCUUAGUGGCUGUAAACAACUCACAGAUAAAUGUUUAGAAAUUGUCAAAGACAUGCCCUGCCUUGUCUCCCUUAUCCUAGAUGGGACCGGUAUCACAGAGGCAGGGUUUAUUGGAGUCAUACCCAGCCUACCUUCCUGUCUACAAGCUAUCAACCUAAACCGAACCAAUGUUACAGAAAAUAUAUUUUCUCAUUUAAAAGAAUUAGAAAACUUAAAGGUUUUACAUGUAGAACACACUAAGGUUUGUGGAUUAACAGGAAUAAAUCAGCUGAGGAAGUUGGAAGCUGUAGAUGUCUCUCAGACAGACAUAGAGGCAGAGGCUUUAUUGUGUGUAGGAGACAGCGUGACAUGUCUAGCCAUCUCUAAUACCCAACGGAUCAAUGGAGACCAGGCUCUGCAGUACAUACAAAGGCUGUCACUGAGGAGUUUGAGUUUACCCAGCAGAUUAACCACUACCGAUGCAGGUCUACAGUUUAUUAGUCAAAUGCCAUUAUCUGAGCUUGAUCUAACCAACUACAUCAGUGUGGGGGACAUGGGAAUGAUUCAUAUCGGAAAGAUACAAACAUUGAAGAAACUUCUUCUCAGCAACACGAAGAUCACUGACGUUGGAAUGACUCAUUUAAAAGAUUUGAAACAAUUACAGAUAUUGUACCUUGACAGAACUUUAGUUUCAGACGUGUGUUCGGAAGUUGUAAAAUGCUUUCAUGCACUUAUAGAACUAAGUCUUUCAAGCACAAGCAUAACCAGCAGAUUCUUGCUUAAUGGUGCUUUGAACACAACGCAUGACUUGUCUAAACUCAACCUCUCUAGAACAUCAGUAUCCAACAAUGGUGUUUCCUGCUUAAAAUCCGACAGUCUCUCCUUGGUAAAUCUGGAUGGAACGAGCGUCAAUCCAAAUAUCGUAGAAAUUCUUCACAGUCAUUGUCCUAACCUCAAGAGAGUGACUGUAGCAAACAUUCAUCCUGUUAAUUCUGAUGAUGAAAAUUAAAAACUAUCGGAACAUGUAUCAUUGUUCCCAAUUCUGUCGGAUUACGACUGUUCCAGAUUACGGACUGUUCCAAAUUACGGACUGCGGACUGUUCCAAAUUAUGGACUGUUCCAUUGUCUUGUUGUGGAUGAUUUACUAUAUUAAAUGAUUAAUAUGAUGCAUUAUUAUUUGAAAUAAAUUACAAGCAAUAAUUUAAUAAUAUCCAAAAGAAGAAUAUGAAGAGAUACUGAUUUUGGCAUGUUGCUUCAUCUGUCUACAUGAUAAAUAUGGCAAAAACAUAUUUUGUUCGAUUGAUAAAUUUCCUGCCAUUUUUUCAAUGCUUGCUGAUAUUCAGGUCAUAGAAGUCAAUAUAAUCAUUCCUACAUGUGUCUUUUUUGCAGUGUGGGUUCAUCAUCUGUUGUGAACUUUUGAACAUUUUCAACUUAUGAGAUAUUGUUUGGCCAAUUUGAUAUAAAGGUCCUAUGGAGUAGGGGGAACAAAUAAUUUCAUGCCCCCAUCUCUGGGGGUUGCAAUAUUUCCAAAUCUUUCAUUCGGAUGAAGGGUGUGCAAAGUUCUGAUGAAAUAUUGUAAAAUUUUAUGACCCGUGGAUCACAAUCUAAUUAAAAUUAGAUCCUUUGAUCCGCUCACGGAUAUAAGGAUCUAAUUUUAAUUAGAUUGCGUGGAUCAAGUGUUCCAUUGUCUCCGUGACUCAAAUGAUUAAUAUACGUCUAGCAAUAUGAACUGGGUUGAAAAUAAUAAGUAGCUUGAAGACCGUGGUCAGAAUUGUAAAUAUCAGUGUCUUUGUAUGAGGGACUUAGAUCCCAGUAUGUGGCUACAAGGAUUGUGUAGCGAGUUUGUAAUAGAAAUUUAAAUAUCUUUAUUCCUGACUAUGUAGUAUAUAAACCAGGUGCAAAGUUUGAUGAGCCUGGAGGCCUCAAAUAGAAAUUUACUGUCCUUGGGUAAAUCUUUCAGGCUUCAGUGUAAGAUCUUUAUCUGAAAAUUUAUUGUUACAGUAUUUUAACCCCAAACAAAUUAAUGUAAGCCCCCGAUAAUAAACUUCUUGGUGCUGCAUAUUUAUAAAGUAUUGUAAUAUUAUGAGGUUUGUCUAUUUACUGUCCCUCCAAUUAACAUUUUGUCUUAAUUGGCAAUGUCAUAAGAUGUGAAAUUAUGGUUUUUUUGUGUUGUAUAUUGAAGUGAAACACGGGCAGUUUCAUCGUUGCAAACCACGGGUUAUUGUUUCAUUCUAUUUCACAUGUUUGUGAAAUAGAAUGAAAGUAACAAUAACCCGUGGUUUGCGACCAUGGGGCAGUUUCUGCGACGUAUAUAGUAUUUAAGAUUUAAAUUAUAGAUUACAUGUAUGUUAACAUGUAUGUGCUGAAUACAAAAAGACAUUUCAAUGUUAUUGCAAUACUUGACUUUUCUAUAAUAGUAGUUAUAACAAUGAAUGUACAAGAAAAUACAUUAAACCGAUUUACAUUCUUU
Ostrea edulis (European flat oyster) is the source of this 4220-nucleotide messenger RNA. RefSeq lists its product as uncharacterized. Gene Ontology annotation, molecular function: protein binding. Bases 24 to 2759 code for a protein of 911 amino acids. The record is from RefSeq and is a predicted model, not a curated record. NCBI's taxonomy places the organism in Eukaryota, Metazoa, Mollusca, Bivalvia, Ostreida, Ostreidae. The transcript is spliced from 24 exons.